Lampris incognitus (smalleye Pacific opah) is the source of this 552-nucleotide messenger RNA. RefSeq names its product serine/threonine-protein kinase B-raf-like. Bases 1 to 552 code for a protein of 183 amino acids. The transcript has 3 exons. NCBI's taxonomy places the organism in Eukaryota, Metazoa, Chordata, Actinopteri, Lampriformes, Lampridae. The record is from RefSeq and is a predicted model, not a curated record.
AUGGCGGCGUUGAGCAGCGCCGAGUCCCCACAGCCCGUCUUCAACGGAGACACCAUGAGCCGUGAUCCGGACAGGGAGCGGGGACUGGAGGAGCUGUGCGCCGAGCUCGGCCCCACCUGUUCCGCUGGGGCACCUGAAUGUCCGCAGGAUGAAGAGAUCUGGAACAUUAAACAGAUGAUAAAAUUGACACAGGAACACCUGGAGGCCCUUCUUGACAAGUUUGGAGGAGAACACAACCCUCCAUCCAUAUAUCUCGAGGCCUACGAGGAGUACACCAGCAAGCUGGACUCCCUUCAGCAACGAGAGCAGCAGCUCCUGGAGGCAAUGGGCAACAGCACUGACUUCCCCCCUUCCACACCUGCCCUCCUGGAUGUUAAAGUGGGGAGUUGUGGGGACAGUAGUGGGGCCCAGGCCUUCCUGUCAGCCCCCAAUACACUGGCUGUCCUGUCCAGUCCUGCUGAUGCUGUCCGUGCUAACCCCCGCUCACCCCAAAAGCCCAUCGUCAGGGUCUUCCUGCCCAACAAACAGAGAACAGUGGUAUGUCUGUUGUGA